GAAAGAAUAAGAAGCUUGCAUUUGUUCUAGGCGUAAGAGAAAGAUGUCCACUCCUCUCUUAGUAGCUAUGGCCCAGAGAAAGAUGUCCACUUCUCUCAUAGUAUCUAUGGCCUUGAUCUGGGCCAUGUUGUUUUGGGGAUCCAAUGGUCAGCUAACUGCCACGUUUUACGCUACCACGUGCCCGAAUGUGUCCGCCAUUGUACGUGGGGUCAUCUCUAACGAACUACAAUCAGAUGCUCGGAUCACAGCCAGCCUCCUUCGACUCCAUUUCCAUGAUUGCUUCGUUGAUGGCUGCGAUGCAUCGGUUCUGUUGGACAACAGCACUACAAUAGUGAGCGAGAAGGGUGCCAUCCCCAAUGCAGGGUCGCUUAGGAGAUUUGAUGCGGUGGACAGUAUCAAGACGGCUGUGGAGAGCGCUUGCCCUGGUGUGGUCUCAUGCGCGGAUAUACUCGCCAUUGCAGCUGAAGCAUCUGUUAAUCUUUCAGGAGGUCCCUCAUGGAACGUUCUAUUAGGAAGAAGAGAUAGUACGACGGCGAACUUCAACUUAGCAAACACCGCCCUUCCGGCACCCUUCGAAAACCUGACCAUCCUCAUAGCUAAGUUCGCUGCACAAGGACUUGACACCACAGAUCUAGUGGCCCUAUCAGGUGGCCACACCUUCGGCCGCGCUCAAUGCUCAUCGUUCAUCGGUCGCCUCUACAAUUUCAACAACAGUGGUAGCCCAGAUCCCACCUUAAACACCACUUACUUGGCUACUCUCCGGCAAAGAUGUCCACAGAACGGUGACCAGACUGUAUUGGCCAAUUUCGAUCCAAGGACGCCGGACGGCUUCGACAAUGCCUACUUCUCUAACCUUCAGACCCUCGAAGGGCUUCUCCAAUCAGAUCAAGAGCUGUUUUCGACGAGCGGCGCCGCCACUGUCGCCAUUGUCAACAGCUUCAGCAGCAAUCAGAACACUUUCUUUCAGAAUUUUGCUACAUCCAUGAUUAAGAUGGGGAACAUAAGCCCUUUAACAGGAACCAAUGGUCAGAUCAGGACAGAUUGUAAGAGGGUUAAUGGACGUUAGGACUAUACGCAUGUGUGGAGAAUCUGAGCCCUCCAUCUUGAAGCCAGCAUGACAUUUAGGCCAAGGCAUCAAAGUGGGACCUAUCUUAUGUACGUCUUGGAUAUGCCGUACAUCUGCAGAGUUGGCGUGUGGAAUGCGUGAGGAGAGAUUAUCAAUGAACGGUUAGAUUUCGAUGUUGGAUGUCUAGUAGGAUGGACAUGAAUUAAGUGUGGUAGCAGUGUAUUGGAUGGUAAGAAUAAAUGAAGAAUAAAAGUGUUAUGUCGGCAA
Messenger RNA from Magnolia sinica, 1333 nucleotides. RefSeq names its product peroxidase A2-like. Gene Ontology annotation, biological process: response to oxidative stress; hydrogen peroxide catabolic process. Gene Ontology annotation, molecular function: peroxidase activity; heme binding. NCBI's taxonomy places the organism in Eukaryota, Viridiplantae, Streptophyta, Magnoliopsida, Magnoliales, Magnoliaceae. The record is from RefSeq and is a predicted model, not a curated record. The coding region runs from base 44 to 1066 and encodes 340 amino acids. The transcript has 4 exons.